CGGGGCGUCACGCCGCGUCGCUAUAUAACUCGCCGCCGCCUCUCCUUCGUCAGUCAGUGCCUCAGCCGCUCCCUCAGCCACCACCUCACAGCCAGCCAUGUCCCUCCAGGUUGUUGUCGUUGCCGUGCUGUCCCUCGUGGCGGCCGGUGCCCACGCCCUCCCCAGCAACCCGCCCCCCUAUCAUCCCCCCGCGCCGUCCUACCACGCCCCUGCGCCCUCCUACCACGCCCCCAGGCCGACCUAUGCACCCGCUCCGUCCUACUCCCCCAGACCUUCCUACCACGCCCCCGCCCAGUACGCUGAUACCCACCCGCAGUACAACACCCAGUACGCCGUGAAGGACGACUACGCCGGUCUUAACUUCGGCGCCCAGGAGGCCCGCGACGGCUACGACACCCAGGGCUCUUACAACGUGCUGCUGCCCGACGGCCGCCUCCAGACCGUCACCUACUACGUGAACGGCGACUCCGGCUACGUGGCCGAGGUCACCUACCAGGGUGAGGCGCAGUACCCCGCCCACGGAUACGGACACAAGCCUUCCUACGGUCACGCCCCCGCUCCAUCCUACGGCCACUCCCCCAGGCCAUCCUACCAUUAAGUCUUACAAGCCAGUCUGUGAACACCUGAGUGACUACUGACUCUUCGCCGACUCUCGCCGACCCUCGCCGACCCUCACCGACCCUCACCGACUAAUUGCAAUGCAAACACUGCUCGGUGACUGACGGUGACAAAGGGGACGAUACUCCAGGUCCAGCGACGCUCUCCCGCGGCUGGCCUACGAAUGUAUUUAUUGUUCGAAUAAAACCUUUCCGUCAGC
Eriocheir sinensis (Chinese mitten crab) is the source of this 817-nucleotide messenger RNA. Its product is annotated as cuticle protein 7-like. The transcript has 3 exons. Lineage: Eukaryota; Metazoa; Arthropoda; Malacostraca; Decapoda; Varunidae. Gene Ontology annotation, cellular component: extracellular matrix. The record is from RefSeq and is a predicted model, not a curated record. Bases 98 to 598 code for a protein of 166 amino acids.